AAGUUCCUGAAGCAGGGUGAGUCGACAUCUGCGCGCUGUGACGAGGUGGACUCCCUGAUCAAGAGGGACUGUGCCAAGGUCAGCAUUGAGAACCCCCGCGGUUCCCUGAAGGUCACGGAGAACAAGAACCUCACCUACCGCAACAAGGACUCCCACGAGAAACUCACGCCUGAUGAGAUCACCCGGAUCCAGCCUCAGAAGCUCAACCUCAACCUGCGAUCAGGAGAGGUUCAAAAGUUCACCCUGAAGUACAAGCACGCUGCGGACUACCCUAUUGACCUGUACUACCUGAUGGACCUCAGCUGGUCCAUGAAGGACGAUCUGGAGAACGUCAAGAACCUGGGAACGGACCUGAUUCGCGAGAUGCAGUCCAUCACCUCCGACUUCAGGAUUGGCUUUGGUUCGGUGAACCCGUGCAUUACGGACCAGAACUGCACCAGCCACUUCACCUACAAGAACGUGCUAAGGCUCACGAACCGGGGCGAACACUUCAACCACCUGGUCAGCCAGCAGCAGAUCUCUGGAAACCUGGACUCGACCGAGGGAGGCUUUGAUGCCAUCAUGCAGGUGGCCGUGUGUGGGGAUCAGAUAGGCUGGAGGAAUGUGAUUCGGCUGCUGGUCUUCUCCACUGACGCUGGUUUCCACUUCGCUGGCGACGGGAAGCUGGGGGGCAUCGUCCCGCCCAACGACGGCAAGUGCCACCUGGAGAACAACAUGUACACCUCGAGCCGCCACUACUACGACUACCCCUCCAUAGCCCACCUGGUACAGAAGCUGAAUGAGAACAACAUCCAGACCAUCUUUGCAGUGACCAAUGAGUUCGAGGCUGUCUACAAGGAGUUGCAGAACCUCAUCCCCAAGUCUGCAGUGGGAACACUCUCCUCCAACUCCAGCAAUGUCAUCAAACUCAUCAUUGAUGCCAUCAAUACCCUGUCGUUUGAGGUGAUCCUUGAGAACAGUAAGCUUCCUGAAGGCGUGUCCAUCUCCUACAUCUCCCACUGCAAGAACGGCGUGAGCAAGACCGGGGAGGAGGGCCGCAGGUGCUCCAACAUCUCCAUUGGAGAUGAG
Clupea harengus (Atlantic herring) is the source of this 1068-nucleotide messenger RNA. RefSeq names its product integrin beta-1-like. The annotation marks the transcript as partial. Gene Ontology annotation, cellular component: synapse; integrin complex; focal adhesion. The record is from RefSeq and is a predicted model, not a curated record. NCBI's taxonomy places the organism in Eukaryota, Metazoa, Chordata, Actinopteri, Clupeiformes, Clupeidae. Gene Ontology annotation, biological process: cell-matrix adhesion; cell migration; cell-cell adhesion. Gene Ontology annotation, molecular function: collagen binding involved in cell-matrix adhesion; fibronectin binding; protein kinase binding. The transcript has 7 exons.